AGGAAGCAGUCCGGGGCUUCGCAGUCCCGGCGGUCCCGCAGGCACCUGGCUUGCGGUCGGUCGCGCGUACAGGAGCGGGCAGGGCGCACCAUGGAAGCGAAGUGAGGCGGCCGGGGGUCGGCAGCCCCGCGGGCCAUGUACGGCGACGUGUUCAACACCACGGGCGGCCCCGAGGCGGCGGUAGGCGGCGCGCUGGCGCUGGCAGCCACGGUCAAGGCGGAGGGCGCUUUGCCGCUGGAGCUGGCCACCGCGCGCGGGAUGCGGGACGGUGCGGCCGCCAAGCCCGACCUGCCCACCUACCUGCUGCUCUUCUUCCUGCUGCUGCUCUCCGUGGCGCUCGUCAUCCUCUUUAUCGGCUGCCAGCUACGCCACUCGGCCUUCGCCGCUCUGCCCCACGACCGCUCUCUGCGGGACGCGCGCGCGCCCUGGAAGAUGCGGCCGGUGUAGCCACACCGGGUCCCGGUCUCGCCACCAGCAGUAGGUAUGAGCUGGGCAGGGUGCACCUGAUGCCCCUGGGAACACUGCACUUUGACCCCCCACACACCCUUCCCGCCCUCGAGCAGCACCGUGUGCAUCAAAGGAGUCGGAGGC
Bubalus bubalis (water buffalo) is the source of this 591-nucleotide messenger RNA. It is a transcript of the gene SMIM32, whose product is annotated as small integral membrane protein 32. The transcript has a single exon. The record is from RefSeq and is a predicted model, not a curated record. NCBI's taxonomy places the organism in Eukaryota, Metazoa, Chordata, Mammalia, Artiodactyla, Bovidae. Bases 136 to 447 code for a protein of 103 amino acids.